AUGGAAUGGGGGGCACUUGGUUUAUUGCUUAAUUCAGUUGUUCUUGGAGUAACAUCAUUACUCAUGGAGAAGCUAUGCAGGAAGCGGGGGGCUGGGUUUGUGUGGGGAAUCUCAAAUGUCCUAAUGGCUGUAUGCUUUAUAGCAAUGCUUGUAUUAACCUACGUGGCAAAGAACAUUGGUUAUUUAGGAAAAGAUCUACCACCCACUAGCAUCGUGAUAUCUGCACUUACCAUCUUCACUGUUCUCGGGUUUCCAUUGGCAAUCACUUACAGUGUUCCAUAUGCUUUAAUUUCCACACAUAUUCAACCAUUGGGGCUCGGCCAAGGAUUGUCAAUGGGAGUCCUAAAUCUUGCAAUAGUGUUCCCACAGAUGAUAGUGUCUUUAGGAAGUGGACCAUGGGAUCAGUUAUUUGGCGGAGGAAACUCUCCGGCGUUUGCUGUGGCAGCUAUUGCAGCUCUUAUGAGUGGAGUCAUAGCCGUCUUUGCUAUUCCCCGAACUGGUUCGCAAAAGCCUAGAAGCCCAGUAUGA
Molecule: messenger RNA, 528 nt
Organism: Vicia faba (fava bean)
Lineage: Eukaryota; Viridiplantae; Streptophyta; Magnoliopsida; Fabales; Fabaceae
Source: the annotation of a GenBank genome assembly